AUGGCUACCCCCAGUGUCCUCGCUUUUGACGCUGAGGGUCGGGCCAUUGACUUUGAGGUCUGGGUAGAUGACCUCCAGCUGUUCUUACAGUGCGAUAGGGCAGACGGCCUCUCCCUCUUUGACCUUACCUCUGGCGCUUCCCCUGCCCCUGCUGCUGAUGCUGACCCUACUGUUCGCUCCCAGUGGGCUACGCGCGGUGCUGCUGCACGUCUUGCUGUGCGUCGCCACCUCCCUACCUAUGAGCUCACCCGCCUCCCCGACUCCCUUCGUGUAGUCCGGCACCACUUCCUCGCGGUCUGUCCCACCACUCUCACAGUCGACAGCCUAGAGAAGGCCCUCCUAGCGGCGGAGAAGAGCAUCGUCGCUGUAGGAGCCUCUCGAGGUGACCCCCGCGCCCCCAUCUUUGAGGGGUGUUCUCCUUCCCCUCUCUUGCCCUCUGUCGCCUCUGCCGCUGCGACCGACCUCGUUGGUCUUGAGUCGGUCGGUGCGGCGUCUGCCCCUAGCGGGAGACGUCGCCCUGGCAAGGGCAAGGGGGGCAAGGGAGCGGGUGGGGCUAGCGGGGGCGGUGGCGGUGGAGGUGGAGGUGGCGGAGGGAGUGGGGGUGGCGGUGGAGGAGGUGGCGGGGGUGGGGGUGCUAGUGGCAGCAGUGGUGGCGGAGGCGGCGUCGGCGGCGGCGGUACCGGCGGGGGUGGCGGCGGUGGCGGAGGUGGAGGAGGUGGAGGAGGAGGUGGUGGAGGUGGUCGGAGUGGCACUUCACAGCGGAGCGCCACUGGGGGUGGUCAGCGCCAGCAGCAGCAGCAGCAGCAGCAACAGCGUUCUCGUGACGUCCCCACCCCUCAGCAGCUCCGUGAGUGGUACACGCAGCGUCAGCGUGGUGGGGGACUUGGUACCUGCACCUACGUCCUUCGCACCGGCGACCGCGCGGGUGAGCAGUGUGGGGGUGCCCACCCCACCCAGCGCUGUUUUGGCCGCCUGACGGACGCUUGGCGUCAGCAGUUUCCGGAGGCCACGGAGAUCCCCCGCUGGGGAGAGCUGUCUAGGGCUGGCGUGGCUAUCUUUGAUCUUGACUUUGAUGCUAUCCUUGCUGCCAUGUAUGCUGUGACUAUUAGUGAUGAGGGUGACUGUUACCGGUGUUUCCCGCCCGACCCGGGCAUUGGUACUGCUGCGCUAGGUGCUUGUGAGGCUACUGCUCUAGGUGCCAGUGCGUCUGCGCUCUCAGGUGCUAGUGAGGCUGCGCUCUCAGGUACUAGUGAGGCUGCGCUCUCAGGUACUGCGUCGGCUUCGGCCUCCCUCACCUUCACACUUGACUCAGGGGCUUCUCGCUCCUUCUUUCGGGACCGCACCACAGUCACGCCGCUUGGUCGGCCGGUUGCAGUGUCCCUGGCUGACCCCUCUGGGGGUCCUGUCCUCGCUCACUUCUCCACUGUCCUCCCGUGUCCGGCUGCCCCCUCGGGCACCCUGUCGGGUCUGUACCUCCCCUCGUUCUCGACGAACUCGGUGAGUGGUGCUGACCUGCAGGAUGCGGGGGUUCACCAGUUUACUCCUGCGAGUCAGCGGGAAACCCAUUGCUCGGACGCCCGCACAGGCCGACACCUAGCCACGUUUUCGCGUCGACCCGGGUCGAGUCUCUACACCCUGACCAUUGAGUCUCCUCCAGUCCCUGCGUCUGGCCAGGUAGCUGCGUCGGGUCAGGUGUUUGCUGCUGCGUCCAGGUCUGGUCCUGAGUCUGCCCCCUGCUCGUGUCGCCUCCUGUCUCACGAGACUCUCUUGUGCCACCACCGUCUUGGCCACCCCUCCUUACCUCGUCUUCGGGGCAUGGCUUCCUGUGUCCUUGUCUCUGGUCUCCCCCGGUCUCUCCCUCCCCUUCCUUCGGGGCCAGGACCUUCCUGUGUCCCCUGUGUCGAGGGGCGGCUCCGGGCUGCCCCUCACUCCUCCCAGUUUCCCCCGACAGAGGCUCCUCUGCAGACGCUUCACAUGGACGUGUGGGGCCCGGCCCGCGUCCGUGGACAGGGUCACGAGCGCUACUUCCUGCUGGUGGUUGACGACUACUCGCGUUACACCACAGUCUUCCCCUUGCCCAGCAAGGGUGAUGUCACUGAGGCGGAGAGUUCUCCUCUGGCCUUCUGCGAGCUUACUGUCGUGCACGAGGCAUCCGCCAGACCUUUCACGCUUCCGGACUCUCCACAGCAAAAUGGGAUUGCUGAGUGCCGCAUUGGCAUGGUCAUGGACGUCGCUCGUACGUCCAUGAUGCAUGCGGCUGCCCCCCAAGUUCUGUGGCCGUUUGUGGUUCGGUACGCGGCGCAUCAGCUCAACCUUCACCCCAGGGUCUCCCGGCCGGAGACCUCCCCAGCUCUGCUGUGGACGGGGAAGGUCGGCGAUGCGUCUGCGUUCCGUGUCUGGGGAUCUCGGGCGUUUGUCCGCGACCUGUCUGCGGACAAGCUUUCCCCUCGUGCUGCUCCCUGUGUCUUCCUAGGCUUCCCCCCUGACGCCCCAGGGUGGCAGUUCUACCACCCCUCCUCUCGUCGUGUUCUGUCCUCCCAGGACGUCACGUUCGCCGAGUCCGUACCCUUCUACCGCCUCUUCCCCUACCGCACUCCUUCCCUCCCGCCGCCGCCGCACUUCCUUGUGCCAGGUCCCCCCCCGGUAGACCCCCUUCCCCCUCAGGGUCCUGCCCCUUCAGGUGUGUCCCAGGUCGAUGCAGUCGAGCCGGUCGAGGUUGCUGGUGACUCAGGUACUGCUGGGGGUGCAGAGCCUGGGGGUGGUGAGCCUGGGGGUGCUGACUCUGGGGGUGCUGAGUCUGGGGGUGCUGAGCCUGGGGGUGCGGAGCCUGGGGGUGCUGCCUCUGGGGGUGCUGAGCCUGGGGGUGCUGCAUCUGGAGCUGCUGAGCCUGGAGGUGUGGAGCCUGCGGCCACUGGACCUCCCCUUGUGGCGGUAGGCGGUACUGGGCCUGGAGGUUCUCCGGGUGUUUCGUCUCGGCGGGAGCCACUCUCUCCACAGGAGCUGCGUGAGUGUGGUGGUCGUGCUGCGGGUGCUGCUGGUGCUGCUGGAGGUCCUGCCGCUGGAGGUGCUGUUGGCGCUGGUGCUGCCGGAGGUGCUGAGGGUGCUGGUGCUGUCCCUGCUGUCUCUGGUGCCGCCGCGCGGCCUCGGGCGUACUUCGUUCCGCUCCUGCAGCAGGUUCUUGGUCUUCCUCCUCUCUUAGAGGGUCCACCGCCUGUCCAGUCGCAGUCACAGUUACCGCCGGCCUCCCCACUGCCUUCUCCCUCUCCUUACACUGGUCCUACUGGAGGUCUUGCUGAGCGUCGUGAGCCUGCGUCUCGUCCUGUGUUGCCUGUUCGUGCUGCUCGCACUAGUGGUCGCAGUUCAAGUCAGCGUCCUCCUCCUGUCCCUGGCACGCACCGGAUGUCUCUGCGUCCGUCCACUGCUCCUCUGCGUGCCCCUUUGCCCUCUCCUCCUGAGUCCUCUCUUCCUGCGCUUGCCGACCCUGAGUCAAACUCUCUUCGUGCUGCCAGUCCUACUGUCACGCGUCUCCUUGCUACUGUCGUCACUGACCCCUCCUUUGAGUCCACUGCUGCGUCUGCUCUUGUUGCCGAGCUCGUCGACUUUGCUGCUCGCUGUCGUCUAGACUACGCUGCUAGUCUUGUUGCUGAGUCUGCGUCUGUCUGUCAUCCGUCCGUCGGGGGUGAGUGUGCUCUUGGCACGGACGUCCUUGAGGACAGGCAGGAGGAGUUUCAGUGUCUGGCUGCUGCUUCACCUCAUCUCGCGUCUGUACUGCUUGCCCCUGAGGGAGACGCGGAUGCACUAGACAUCCCGACUCCGCGCUCUUACGCGGAGGCCGUAGAGGGUCCCUACUCCUCUCAGUGGCAGGCAGCUAUGGAUGCAGAGAUGGCUUCCUGGAAGUCCACAGGCACCUACGUUGACGCGGUUCCCCCUCCUGGGGCGAACAUCGUCAGUGGGAUGUGGAUCUUCAGGGUGAAGCAGCCGCCGGGCUCUCCACCUGUCUUCAAGGCGCGGUACGUGGCUCGUGGCUUCAGUCAGCGGCAGGGAGUUGACUACUUUCAGACCUUCUCUCCCACCCCGAAGAUGACUACUCUUCGGGUGCUGCUGCACAUAGCCGCUCAGCGCGACUACGAGCUUCACUCUCUCGACUUCAGCACUGCGUUCUUGCAGGGUAGCCAUCACGAGGAGAUCUGGCUUCGCCGUCCACCUGGCUUCACUGGCCACUCCUCUGUCUACUCGCCACUCGCUCUCAGCUCUGCCUUCGGAUGA
This is a messenger RNA of Closterium sp. NIES-65, 4266 nucleotides long. The record is from the annotation of a GenBank genome assembly. Lineage: Eukaryota; Viridiplantae; Streptophyta; Zygnematophyceae; Desmidiales; Closteriaceae.